CUGUCACACCUUCAAGAUUGCUAUAUUCACCCUGGGCUUUGCUUUGAUACCUGCGAUGACGUUUCUCACUGCUCAGCAAACAACAAUACGAAAUUUAUCGUAUCCGUAAACAAGCGAGAAAUUUUGUGUAAAAUAAUCUAAUUUUAAAGAUAGCUCUAGAACGCAGUGCCGGGAUGGAUGUGAAGACAGAGUUAGUUUCAUCUGCAGCAUUAGAAUUGGAGGUGUGUCGUAUCUGCGCGACAGAAUCGGUGGAGCAAUGUUCCAUGGACGAUGUGGUAGACGCGGAAAGAUGUUUGAGCCUUAAUACAAUGUGUAAGACAAUGUUUCCCACUACCUUCAACCAGCAAGCAAAGACGGUGGAAGGUUUGAACUGGCCGACGAAAGCUUGUUUGGCUUGCAAGGAAAAGGUGCUUAUAGCUUACGAGCUGUAUACGCUGCUGGUUAACAAUGAAGAUUGGUUGCAGCGAAGCAUGGAAGAUCGACACCGCAUUGAAGUUGAAACCGUGAAAACGGAACAAGACAACGGUUCGAGCGCACAGUAUGAUGUUUUGAUUGAGUAUACAUUUGAAGAUGGAAAUACCUACUCGACGGAGAUAGAGCAUCUGGUCGAUGAAACAGCCGAUGAUGCACUUUCCGAAACACCAAUCGCUGUUGAGGAGCAAUCGGAAAAUAUUGAACAUGUUGCACGUAUGUCGACGAGAAGACGCAACAGAUCGCAACGGGAUGUGUCGGUGAAGAAAAGGACCAGACGCAAGUAUAAGCAGGAAUCUGUGGAAGAGGAAACAAGCUCGCUUCAGGAGCAAAGUUCUUUGGAGAAUGUUACGGAUUCCUUAGUGCAAUCAAAUGAUGAAGAAGAAAGCACUGUCUUCGAGCGGCAACCAAAGGGUAGAAAAAGAGGUCGAAAACCUAAAAUCAAGCCUGGACGCAGCCAAGGCAGUGACAAAGAGGACAAUGUGCGGGAAAAAAAGAAACGAGCUAAAAUUAAACCAGAAGAUGAUUCGUCGGAUCAUGUGGAAGAGCUGCAAUCAAAGGUAGAUGUGUACCAGUGCCAGUUGUGCGAGGGGCAUACGUAUGGUUCACCGAUGGAGCUAACCGUCCAUCUGAAAGCGGAACAUCCAGAUCAGAUUCGGACGUGCGAUAAGUGUCCGAAGGUGUUUAUGAGCGAACCAGCUUUCCAGCACCACCAGUAUUGCCACGCCACCUUACGCUCGUUCUUCUGCAUGUUCUGUGACAAGGGUUUCCAGACGGAAAAUCUUCUUAAGAGCCAUACCCGAUCGCACACACAUGUUGCCGAGUUUCUGUGCUCGUUGUGUGGCAAAAAGUUUAACAGUAAGAGUAAUCUUCGUCAGCAUCUAGUGCGCCACACGGGCGUAAAAGCGUGGGCUUGCACCCAAUGCCCGAGUCGGUUCUGCACCAAAGGUGCAUUAAACUUACAUCAGCGAACUCAUUCGAAACUGAGGCCAUUCAGUUGUGACACUUGCGGCUCUCAAUUCCACACGAGAUACUCUCUGAUCAAGCAUCAAUUAAUACAUACAGGCGAACGUCCGUAUGGCUGCGAUCUUUGCCCAAUGAGAUUUGUCUCAACCUAUCAUGUAAAGCGUCAUAUGCUAACGCACACGGGUGAAAAACCGUUCAAAUGCACCUAUUGCGAGCGUGGCUUUGCACAAAGCAACGAUAUGGUGAAGCACAUGAAAACCCAUUUGGGCGAGAACCCGUACCAAUGUGAUCGGUGUGAAGCAUCCUUUCGGCUACUUACGGAACUGCGCAAUCACUACAAGGAAACAUGUCAACCGGUCGAUAAAGGGACCAUUUCAUUUCCCGAAGUGGAAAAGGGCAUUCGGUUCACAAGCACAAAUAUUUUAAAGAUGAGAUAUGAAAAAGAAAUGGCCCAAUACAGUGAACGGUAUGAAGGGGAUUGUGAGAAUCGCAAAGUUAUGGCAGAAGCAACUGAAUUCCCUGCAGUUCAGUGUUUGUUUAAUUUUUCAACGAUGAAUACCGAGAAGUUUUGGCACUCGACGGAUCCACUAAGCUGUUGCCGCAUAUGCGUGGUACAAAUGGAUGAAUACUAUCCCAUGCACGAACGACUCCAUCAAAAUGGUACGACAAUCUUGCAAAUCGCUCUGGAGAAGUUGUUCCCAGCAAUGUUCAACGAAGCACAAUUGCAGCACGACUUGAGCAUGAACUGGCCUAGGUCGGUUUGUUGUGAUUGCAAGCAGAAAGUUCAAGAUGCGUACGCACUCUACGAGAGUUGCCUGGAUAGCUGUGAUAAGCUUCUGAAGAAGGGUUUUUCUAAGGAGAAGAGUCACGAAGAGGUUGACAUCCUACAUGCGGAGGAUUGUACUGUCGAUGAACCGACGGAAGUGUUUGUUAAAUGUGAUCCUUUUCCUGUAAACUUUGAGGAACCACAAGAAUCCCAUACCGUUUCACGACGAACUGUGAAAUUACGCAAAACCGAGAUGAAAGAAACAGCGAGAGCUAAGCAACCUUCAACCAUCACUGAGCAUGCAGACGUCAAGGAAGAAAUUGAGGAUCUCAUUGACGAAAACGAUACAGAAUUUCUAAAAGAUAAGAACACCGAACCAGAUUGGGAACCAACAACAGGUAGAAAAAGAAAACCCAAAGCCACUAAACAGAAAGUAGAAACAAUUCCACGGGAACGCAAAAAGAAAGAGAAACAAACGAAUGCCAAAGAGCAAGAUACGGAACAGGAAGAAUUAUUAGAAUCCAAGAUAGAAAUAUUUCGGUGUCAGCUGUGUACCGGGCCUACAUAUGCAUCUCCAAACGAUCUGUCCGACCACUUGAAGGCGGAGCAUUCGAAUCAGAUACGAUCCUGUGAUAAGUGUCCAAAGGUGUUUGUAAGCGAGCAAGCCUUCCAGCAUCAUCAGUACUGCCACGCAACGGGACGUUCGUUCUUUUGUACGUUUUGUGACAAGGGUUUCCAGACGGAGCCUCUUCUGAAGAGUCACAUCCCAUUUCAUACGAGAAGCACAAAGUGUCUGUGUGCUAUAUGUGGAAAACGAUUCGCAAACAAAGGCACUCUUCAAAUGCAUAUGCUGUUGCAUGAUGAUAAUAAACCAUAUCCUUGCACUUUAUGCCCAAGCCGUUUUAAGACGAAAACUAACUUAAGUGUUCAUAUGCGCACGCACACGAAUAACAAAAUCUUCACUUGUUCGACCUGUGGUUCACAGUUUAACAAGCAUUAUUCGAUGGUCAAGCAUCAGAUAAUACACACAGGAGAGCGUCCGUUUGGGUGUGAUCUAUGUCCUAUGAGGUUUGUCUCGCCGUAUCAUGUAAAGCGUCACAUGUUUACUCACACGGGUGAAAGGCCUUACAAAUGCUCCUACUGCGAUCGUGGCUUCGCACAAAGCAAUGUUUUGGUGAUGCAUAUGCGCACCCAUUACGGUGCCAAUCCGUAUCAGUGCGAUCGUUGUGACGCAUCCUUCCGGCUGUUGAAGGAUCUUCGCAACCACUAUAAGGAGCAUUGUGACGAGAGUGGGAAAGGAAUUGGUCCUUCACCGGUGGUGAACGAUAAGGAUAUUCGAUUUAGAAGCUCGGAUAUACUGAAGCUACGAUACCGGAAAGAGAUGGGUAAACUCAGUCCAAAGGAUGAUGUAAACGAAGACACGGACGCGAAUUGCUAGCAACGAGUCAUGUCGUGGUCAUGUAUAAUCUACCAAGACAAUUAGUUUAAAAUGCUAAAUACGUCCGUGUUGGAUUGCAAAUAACAAAUUACAGUGUUGUGGUACCCUAAACAUA
This is a messenger RNA of Anopheles funestus (African malaria mosquito), 3756 nucleotides long. RefSeq names its product zinc finger protein 271-like. Gene Ontology annotation, cellular component: nucleus. Gene Ontology annotation, molecular function: DNA-binding transcription factor activity, RNA polymerase II-specific; RNA polymerase II cis-regulatory region sequence-specific DNA binding; zinc ion binding. NCBI's taxonomy places the organism in Eukaryota, Metazoa, Arthropoda, Insecta, Diptera, Culicidae. The transcript has 8 exons. The record is from RefSeq and is a predicted model, not a curated record. Bases 174 to 3641 code for a protein of 1155 amino acids. Gene Ontology annotation, biological process: regulation of transcription by RNA polymerase II.